GUCUCUUCAUGAAUAAAAUUCAAAAUUGUAUCAGUAUUGCAAAUUGACACGCAACAUGGCAGCAACAAUUAUCUUUGAACAAAUGACUUAGAUAUUAUAGAAAAAGUGUAGCUGAUUUCAAUUUCUCGAGAUCUACACCCUACACAGAUCUAUAUAGAGGCAAAAAAGCAGAUCUUAUCAACAUAUCAGAAAAUUUGGCAAUGGAGAGGCAGGUUGCCGUCAUAGGAGCUGGUAUUAGUGGCCUCCUUGCCUGUAAAUACACCUUGUCAAAAGGUUUCCAUCCAAUUGUUUUCGAAUCGCAAAGCAGCGUUGGAGGGGUUUGGACCAAAACGGUGGAGACCACAAAGCUCCAGACUCCCAAGCCACUAUAUCAGUUCUCUGAUUUUCCUUGGCCAUCUUCAGUCACAGAAGAUUUUCCUAACCAACACAAAGUCUUGGACUAUGUUCAGUCAUAUGCACAACAUUUUCACUUGCUUAAGCACAUCAAAUUCAACACCAAAGUUGCUGGUAUUGAGUAUGAAGGUCCCCAGGAUGAAGAGAUUCAAUCUUGGAGUUUAUGGGGGGGCACUGGUGAGCCCUUUAGCUCCAAAGGGAAAUGGAAUGUCAUUGUGGAAGACUUGAAAACCCUUGCAACCGAGGUUUUCCAAGUGGACUUUGUAAUCGUUUGUGUGGGGCGGUUCAGUGGUCUGCCAAACAUCCCAGAAUUCCCUCCAAACAAGGGCCCGGAAGCAUUUCAUGGUAAGGUAAUACAUUUCAUGGAUUAUGCUGCCAUGGAUGAUGAAAAGGCUGCUGAAUUCAUCAAAGACAAAAGAGUCGUUGUUGUUGGGUUUCAGAAAUCUGCAUUGGACAUUGCAAUGGAGUGCUCCGCUGCAAAUGGGGGGGAAAAUCCAUGUACAGUUUUUUACAGGACUGCACACUGGAAUGUCCCUGAUUAUCAUCCUUGGGGUUUUUCACUCGCACAUAUGUAUCUUAGCCGUUUCUCAGAGUUUAUGGUUCAUAAGCCUGGUGAAGGAUUUCUCCUUGGUCUCUUAGCUACAAUUCUAGCACCUCUGAGAUGGGCAUAUUCAAAAUUUGUUGAAAGUGAUAUAAAAAGGAAGCUUCGGUUGGCAAAGCAUGGCAUGGUCCCAACACAUAGCUUCCUCCAUGAUAUCAGUUCUUGCUUGACCUCAACGGUCCCAGAAAAAUUCUACGACAAAGUUGAAGAGGGAAAAAUCAAAUUGAAAAAGGCUCCCAACUUUAGUUUCUGUCACAAUGGCGUUUUGGUUGAAGAUGAGAGUACAGCUAUAGAGGCAGACGUGGUGAUCUGGGCCACAGGAUUCAAGGGGGAAAAAAAGCUCAGAGACAUUUUUGUGUCCCAAACAUUUCAAGACUACAUAACUGGAACCCCUGAUGCAGCAAUUCCACUCUACAGGUUAAUUGUCUACAAUUGCCUUUUGCAGGUUCAGUUCUUUAAUUCUCAUUAUAUUUCUCGUUUGAUCAGGGAAUGCAUUCAGCCUAGGAUACCUCAACUAGCCGUAAUUGGAUUCUCUGAGAGUAUUGCAAAUUUGUACACCUCAGAGAUAAGAUGCCGAUGGCUAGCAGAACUUCUUGAUGGCACAUUCAAGCUACCUAGUAUUAAAGAGAUGGAAAAAGAUGUAACAAAAUGGGAUGAAUACUUGAAACAAUACUCAGGUGAAUACUAUCGUAGAAAGUGCAUCGGUGCUCUCCAUAUAUGGUAUAAUGAUCAACUGUGCAAAGAUAUGGGAUGGAACCCCAGGCGGAAGAAGGGAUUCUUUGCUGAACUUUUUGAUCCUUAUGGCCCCUUGGAUUAUGUCCCUUGAAACUUAUGGCCAUUACAGACAAUUCUAAUAUCUUGCAUUCCAAAUUCAUGUUUUCUCAUCAUUUGGGAGCAUCAAAAUGCUGCUGCUAUGAUCUUGUUUUUAUGAAUUUAAUUUAGUUCUUGUUUGUUUCUUCUUUCAAUAAAUGAGUUUUCUUAUUUCUUAUUUCGUCCUCUAUAUUAAGGCAAAGGAAAAUAGGAAUUGGAUGAGGA
Molecule: messenger RNA, 2029 nt
Organism: Durio zibethinus
Lineage: Eukaryota; Viridiplantae; Streptophyta; Magnoliopsida; Malvales; Malvaceae
Product: putative flavin-containing monooxygenase 1
Molecular function (GO): flavin adenine dinucleotide binding; NADP binding; N,N-dimethylaniline monooxygenase activity
Source: RefSeq, a predicted model, not a curated record